GAGCGGGCCGGGGCCAUGAGUGCCGCCCGGCCCCAGUUCAGCAUCGAUGACGCCUUCGAGCUGUCCCUGGAGGACGCGGGCCCUGGGCCCGAGUCCAGCGGGGUCGCCCGCUUCGGGCCGCUGCACUUCGAGCGCCGGGCCCGGUUCGAGGUGGCCGACGAGGACAAGCAGUCCCGGCUGCGCUACCAGAACCUGGAGAAUGAUGAGGAUGGAGCCCAGACCUCUCCGGAGCCGGAUGGGGGAGCCAGCACCAGGGAUUCUGGCCGAACAUCCAUCCGCAGCUCCCAGUGGUCCUUUAGCACCAUCAGCAGCAGCACUCAGCGCUCCUACAAUGCCUGCUGCAGCUGGACUCAACACCCUUUGAUCCAGAAGAACCACAGGGUAGUGCUGGCCUCCUUCCUGCUCCUCCUGCUGGGGCUGGGGCCUACAGAUCCUGCCAAACUCCUCAAGCCUGGGCUCUUGCCUCUCCUGUCUCGCCAAAAACUUGCUGAUCCUGACCGGCGUGGGACUGGAGGUGGCCCCCUCGCCAGGUGUCUCCAGCGCCAUCUUCUUCGUGCCCGGCUUCCUGUUGCUGGUCCCGGGAGUCUACCACGUGACCUUCAUCUACUGCGCGGUCAAGGGCCACCGGGGCUUCCAGUUCUUCUACUUGCCUUACUUCGAGAAGUGAGCAGGCGGCGGCGGACGGCGGGAUCCAUCGUCGGCACCGAGAGGCCCCGCGCGGCCUCCUCGCGUCCCUAGGGGGCGCCCCUGGGGCCCGCGCCCCGCUUCGGUACCCUCAUCUCAAGGGAAAAAACCCUGCGGGACCCUCGAGGCCCCAGUCCCCUCAGGAGUUUGCUCCGGAAGUUUGGGGCAGUGGGCCUCGGGCCACCACCUGGGCCUGGGAAAGUCGCCCCUUCCGUGCUCCGUGCCUUAACUUAUUCUUGGGGGGCUGCUGGGUUGGUGGUGUUUUGUGCUAAUAAAAGGGGUGCUUAAUUCCAGCCCACAAUUGCUUUUUACUUCC
Molecule: messenger RNA, 1000 nt
Organism: Physeter macrocephalus (sperm whale)
Lineage: Eukaryota; Metazoa; Chordata; Mammalia; Artiodactyla; Physeteridae
Gene: TMEM134
Product: transmembrane protein 134
Exons: 8
Coding region: 16-738 (240 amino acids)
Source: RefSeq, a predicted model, not a curated record